Phacochoerus africanus (Common warthog) is the source of this 789-nucleotide messenger RNA. RefSeq names its product MAGE family member B5 (gene MAGEB5). The record is from RefSeq and is a predicted model, not a curated record. Gene Ontology annotation, cellular component: nucleus. Gene Ontology annotation, biological process: negative regulation of transcription by RNA polymerase II. Lineage: Eukaryota; Metazoa; Chordata; Mammalia; Artiodactyla; Suidae.
AUGCCUCGGGGUCAGAAGGGAUCUGUUGAAGAUAAUAACAGCCAAGAUGAGGAACAUCCAUGUUCCUCUAAACUCUUACCUUCCACUGAGAGCACAUGCAGUGAUACUUUAACUAGGAAGGUGGGUUUGUUGGAGCAGUUCCUUCUGUACAAACAUAAAAUGAAGCAGCCCAUUAUGAAGGAAGACAUGCUAAAAAUUAUUGACCAAAAGUACCAUGACUGAUUUGCUGAGAUUCUCAAGAGAGCCUCUGAAUGCAUUGAGGCUGUCUUUGCAGUUGACUUCAAGGAAGACAACACAACUAUUCACUCAUAUGACCUUGUCAGCAAACUGAAACUCUCCAACAAUGGGAGGGUGAGUGCUGGCAGGGGGCUACCCAAGACUGGUCUCUUGAUGACAGUCUUAGGUGUGAUCUUCAUGAAGGGCACCUAUGCCACUGAGGAAGACAUCUGGAGAUUCCUAAAUAAGAUGCAAGUAUAUGCAGGAAAGAAGCACUUCAUCUAUGGGGAGCCAAGGAAGCUCAUCAACAAAGAUUUAGUCGAGGCUGAAUACAGUGAUCCUCCACGCUAUGAGUUCCUGUGGGGUCCAAAAGCCCACAUGGAAACCAGCAAAAUGAAGGUCUUGGAAUUUUUGGCAAAGGUCAAUGACACCGUCCCCAGUGCCUUCUCAUCGCAAUAUGAGGAAGCUCUGCAAGAUGAGGAAGAGAGCUCAAGCCAGAGCUGCAGUCAGGCCUGGCCAUACUAUCACUUCCAGGCAUGUUCCAUGUCCCCCAGAUUCUCUCACCUCUAUUGA